GUUCCGCGGUGUUAUGUUUAUACAAUAAAAAAGCUAGACGAAGAAAACAAUAGAGAAUCAGAAAACCUAACCAACGAACAAAAAUACCCAAAACAUAGACAUGGCUCACGGCGGUGACAACAAGCGGCGCGUGAGGGUUAACCCCGCAAGCCGUCGAUCCAACGCUAAGAAAUUCAAACCUCCCGUCUCCCUCAAAAACCAGAUUCGAUCCGCAGAACGCAUGCUCAGAAAGAAUUUACCAUCGGAGGUUAGAGAAGCACAGGAGCAAAAGUUGGAAUCACUGAAGAAGCAGCAGGAAGUUCACACUCGCCUCGCCGCCGAACGCAAGAUAUUCUUACGCGAUAGAAAGAUCAAGUUCUUCGAGAGAAGAAAAAUCGAACGAAGAAUCAGACGCCACGAGAAGCUUCAACGUGCUUCGUCUUCAUCAUCUUCUGCUCAAUCUGCUUCUCCUGAUCAGCUUGCAUCGCUCAAACAAGAUCUUCAAUAUGUUAUGUACUUUCCCAAGAAUGAGAAAUAUGUUCCUUUAUUUAGUGGAAGUGAUGAUCCGGAGAUAGUUGAUAGGCGAAAUGGGCUGCGCAAACAGAUUGAAGACAGGUUAACUGCUGCUGCUGCAACUGGCAAGGAUUUAGAAGAGACUGGCAGCGAAGAUGAUGGGCACUUGGAUCUCACUGAUGAUGAUUUUUUCCUUGCUGGAAGUUCUAGUGAUGAAGCUGAUGCAGAUGAUGAAUGGACAGACAAAAGCAGAGAGCAGGCUUCUAGUGCUUCUGGAAAAGCCGUGUCUGGCAUGUCCAGUGAUGAAAAAAAUCAGAGGCAGAUUUCUGCUAGAGCUUUGAUGCCUCCUCCUCGCCCUUCGAACAAAUUGUCAAGGUUUGGGUCAUCUUCAGGCCAAAGUUCAUUUAAACAGAGAUCUCAGAUUUCUACAUCCAGCCACACAUCAAACAGAAAAAGCAGCUCAGACUUCAGAGUAAGGAAACCCUCAGACUUCAGAGCAAGGGAACCCUCAGACUUCAGAGCAAGGGAACCCUCAGACUUCAGAGCAAGGGAACCCUCAGAAUUCAGAGCAAGGGAACCCUCAAAAUCAGGGACAGGUCAUGGCAGUAGUCUAAGCUCCAACUCUGAUGCUCACAAGCCUCGGAGAAAGAGAAGACCUAAGAAGAAAAAUAAGCAGGCAUGAUGGCUAAGCUGAGCAUUGCUAUGGAAUUUGGAUUUAACUUCUUCACAUUCAUUCAAGAUUAUUACAGUUGUUUUUUAUCUGGAUGGGUCAUGUUCUGCGGUGGACAUCCCGGCGGGAGCCUCUUUUACUGGUCAUUAUUAUUAUGAUCAUAUAUGUACUGACUUGUUAGGUUAGAUUGAAUUUUUCAUUGUAGAUUACUGUGGGGUCUUUAAAUUUGACCACAGGUUUCUGUAAAUUAAAUUUCAAGUUGUUUACGGACAAACCAAAAAAUUUGCAUUAUUAUUGUAUUGACAGAUAUGGGAAAAACAUAAUUGUACUGGUUUCGCCGCAGUUAGCUGGAUCUUUUACAAUUUUUAGAUUUAUGGAUAACUCAUUGACAAGAUUGGUUGAA
Cicer arietinum (chickpea) is the source of this 1565-nucleotide messenger RNA. RefSeq lists its product as uncharacterized. Gene Ontology annotation, biological process: maturation of SSU-rRNA from tricistronic rRNA transcript (SSU-rRNA, 5.8S rRNA, LSU-rRNA). The record is from RefSeq and is a predicted model, not a curated record. Gene Ontology annotation, cellular component: nucleolus; preribosome, small subunit precursor. NCBI's taxonomy places the organism in Eukaryota, Viridiplantae, Streptophyta, Magnoliopsida, Fabales, Fabaceae.